Messenger RNA from Caenorhabditis angaria, 1473 nucleotides. The record is from the annotation of a GenBank genome assembly. NCBI's taxonomy places the organism in Eukaryota, Metazoa, Nematoda, Chromadorea, Rhabditida, Rhabditidae.
AUGCAUAAAAUUGGAGCUAUUGGUAUUUUGAUAAUUCUUGGAUUUAUUCUUGAUACAAUUGCUGUUUUUACAACUGGAUGGAUUGAAGUUAGCGUAGUUGCUAUCAAGAAUUAUUAUUAUGGGAUUAGUCCAUUUCAAAGUGGUUCGAAACCGACUUGGUUCAAUGUUGCUAGUUGGCUCAUGUUUAUUUCGUUUAUCUUAGCUUUGGUUCAGAUAUUGGCAUUUUUACAUGCUUUGUGAGUUUUGGGCUUUAUGAUUAUGGGUGAGACUAGUGAAAAUAACUUGUUAGUUUAACAAGGAAAGGUUUUCAAUGUUCCCCCAAGGGAAAAAUCGAGAGUAUGUGGAAUGUUGAGGGUUCCCGUGGGUAGGAAAACCCCUAACGGGAAUAAGGAGAAAAAUGCCUUGUUUUAGAAAAUUUUGGUGUUAUUGAUUUUUGCGAUAAAAUUUUUUAGAAAAAUCGAAACUUUUUUCAAAAUUGAUGAAAAAUGUCGGUCUAAAAAUCCAUUUGUAGCGCAAACGGCGUACUUUAGUAUUACUUCGACUAAAAUUAGGAAUAAAAUAAUUUUGGUCCUAAAAGUCCACUAAAUCAAAAAUCCAGUUCGAAAAAUUCAUAGAAAAUCAACGUUUUCGUUGUGAAGGAGAAGUUUGUGUGAAUCGAGACUAUGAUUUUUGGAUUCUACGGACCAAAUUACGUCUGUUGACCGUCAUAAAUUUUUCAAGUUCCGUUCAUUUGAAAAUGGAAAAAAUUAUUUUUUGUGUUUUUUGGUGACCAUUUGAUCAGAAAAACCCCGACUAAAGAAACCAAAUUUCAAGAAAUGUCUAAUUUUUUGAUAAAAAGUUUCACAAACACGUAAUCGACCAUUCUGAACAACUUCCACGACUCAAAAGUUCAUGAAAUAGAUUCAAAAUCGAGUUACAGAUGCUCUAAAAAUCAAAAAAUGGUGUAAAAAUCGACCUAAAAUACAUUUUUUCUCGAGAAUAAGGCAUUUUUCUCCUUAUUCCCGUUAGGUUUUUCUUACCCACGGGAACCCUAAACAUUCCACAUACUCUCGAUUUUUUCCUUGGGGGAACAUUGAAAACCAUUCCUUGUAAGUUCAAAAGUUCACACCUUUUCCCGCCAUGUUUCUAUCAGGUUUGCAUAAAUUUUUUGCAGAAGUCGAAUUCGUAAUUGUGGAUGUUCUCAUUCAAUUCGUCACUCGUUCAAUUUGAUAACUUCAAUUUCUGCAAUUAUAUCUAUUUUUAUAUUCGUCGCAUUUAUUUUGACAGCGGCUAAUUUGAAAAGUUUUUUAGGAUAUGCAGAUGCAAGUGUAAGUUAGAGAGAGCUUAACACGACCUUUUAAAGCGCAGGGUACGAUUUUAAAAGAUAUAUCAUUUCAGCUUGGAUAUUCCUCAUUUAUCGCGCUGGCAGCUGCUAUACUUAUUAUAAUUGCUGGUGGUUUGUCACAACAUGUACGACAUUUUGAUUGUUGUUAG